UUGUGACAGUAAACCCUCCAGCCUCGACCACAGCAGCCACCACAACAGAGAGAGGACGUCAUGUCACACUGGUUGAAGAGUUGUGGAGCACACCUGCUCAGCAGGUAAACAAUCUGCACAUCUUCAUCGGAAACACAGUGAAACUCUUCAUUGUCUUCCUCAUAUCUGCACUGCUGCUGAUAGCUGCUUACAGAGUGUGGAGGACCAAUCAAAGCACAGCGACUGACAGGAGGCAGAACCAAUUUGACAUUCAAAGGUUGUUUCUAGAAGCUUUCAGCAUUUUGAUAAGUCCAGUUUUCACUAACCACCGCUAAGGAAACACCCAGUACAUAGACGGCACGCUGGGAACAUGAAACAGUUUGAGCUGCUGUAGGUCAUUUUUUAAGUGUAGUGGAGCUGAAGACGCAGAAGAGGAAACAUUCAAUACUUCUGAGGUCUGAUGUGUGACUCCCACCCACAUUCUGACCUCAGUGUGAAGUGUUCACAUUUCUGUACAGUUGAGUCUCAAACUGACUGAUAAAACAGGAAAUGUUCAUGUGUCAGUUUGAUGUUGAUCAUGAAGACUGUGAGCAGGUUGCUGAUCGUUCUCCUCACAGUCAUUGAACGCAGCAGCAGCAGCAUGAAGGUUGUUGGUCGAGCAGGUGAGAACAUCACUCUGCCGUGUAAAUGUGACAUCAAGAAACACGGAGCGUUGUCAGUUUGCUGGGGUCGAGGUUCAAUACCAAGGUUUGGCUGCAACAACCAGAUCAUCUCCACAGACGGACAUAAAGUGAUAGAAUCAACCAGAGUUUCCAGCAGGUAUCAGUUACUGGGACGACUGGAGGAUGGAGAUGUUUCUCUGACGAUCCUGAAAACCACAGAAGAAGAUGCUGGACGGUACGGAUGCUUGGUGCACAUACCUGGGUGGAACAAUGAUGAAAAACAUCACAUUGAUCUGAUCAUUGAGAAAGUAAACCCUCCAGUCUCGACCACAGCAGCCACCACAACACAGAGAGGACGUCAUGUCACACUGGUUGAAGAGUUGUGGAGCACACCCGCUCAGCAGGUAAACAAUCUGCACAUCUUCAUCGGAAACACAGUGAGACUCUUCUUCAUCAUCAUCGUACCUGCACUGCUGCUGAUAGCUGCUUACAGAGUGUGGAGGACCAAUCAGAGCACAGCGACUGACAGGAGGCAGAACCAAUCAGAAGAGAGGGACAGCUCUGUGUAGAAACCUUACUGCUGUUGAAUAAUGUUUAGUAAAGGUUUGAUGCCCUGAAACAACAACUGAAAGAAUUCAUUCUACAAUCUCAAAGCUAACUCUCACAUUUAUAUUUAUCAAACUCAACGUGGAAAUAAAAUUCAUAUUUUCAAACAUUUAGUUCAUUUAAAUUCCUCAAACUCACUUUUAAAAGAUGGCCGACACAUAACAACGUUUUCCUUUUAUAUUAUUGCAUCACUUUUAUAUUUCCUUUUUAUAUGAUCAUUUUAUGGUGUUUUAUUUCAUUGUAUUGUCAUAACUCUGCUUCUAUUUAGUGCUUUUAUCUUUUUUAUAUUCAAGCUUUGUUGUUUUACUGAUAUUUUAUCUGCUUCACACCAGCUUCUUAUUUGUUUAUAUAUAUGAAAUUAUUUCUUUUACUUUGCACUUGCUUGAACUUGAUCUGUUUUAAUGUCUGGGCUCAGUGUGGUGGAGCCUAAUGUUUUGUUUUGUUUUAUUAUUAUUAUUAUUAUUAUUAUCAGAAAUUGGUGAAAGACUCCAGUGUCGAUGGACUUUAUGAAAAAUAAAAUAUCAUAUUUCACAUUAAUGUUUUCACAAAGGAAAUAUUAUUAAAUACGUGUUGAAUGACUCUUCUGUCAUGUUGGAUCAUUUAUU
Molecule: messenger RNA, 1852 nt
Organism: Thunnus maccoyii (southern bluefin tuna)
Lineage: Eukaryota; Metazoa; Chordata; Actinopteri; Scombriformes; Scombridae
Product: hepatitis A virus cellular receptor 1 homolog
Exons: 9
Coding region: 548-1210 (220 amino acids)
Source: RefSeq, a predicted model, not a curated record